AUGUUCAAACCACCACAUAAUUUCUCAUCAAUACUAGCUGAACCAAUAUUUUAUCCGAAUAAUUUAACAAUAACAAAAAAACCAGAUUUAAUACCUGGUAUACCCGAUGGAAUAUUAGCAUUAAUAGCUCCUAUUAUAGCUUAUUGGACUUAUUCAUCAUUCUUUCAUAUUAUUGAUGUUUAUGAAUUAGCUGAACAAUAUAGAAUUCAUCCAAGUGAAGAAGAAUUGAAAAGAAAUAAAGUUACAUUACAUGAAGUUAUAAAAGAUGUUAUAAUACAACAUAUUAUUCAAACUAUUGUUGGAUUAGCUGUAUAUUAUAUGGAUCCUGUUCCGGUAACAGGUCAUGAAACAUAUAUAAUGUGGCAAUUAAAACAUAAUUAUUUUUCAUUUUUACCAGAUUCAUUAAUAUAUUAUGGAUAUAUGUAUGGAUGGUCAUUUUUAAGAUUAUGUAUUGCAAUUACAAUAAUUGAUACUUGGCAAUAUUGGUUACAUCGUUUAAUGCAUGUUAAUAAGACAUUAUAUAGAAAAUUCCAUUCACGUCAUCAUAGAUUAUAUGUACCUUAUGCAUUUGGUGCAUUAUAUAAUGAUCCAAUAGAAGGGUUUUUAUUAGAUACUAUGGGAACAGGAGUAGCUGCAUUAACAACACAAUUAAGUCAUAGAGAAAGUAUUUUAUUAUUUACAUUUGCAACCUUAAAAACAGUUGAUGAUCAUUGUGGUUAUAAAUUACCAUAUGAUUUUUUCCAAUGGUUAUUUCCAAAUAAUUCAGUAUAUCAUGACUUACAUCAUCAACCAUGGGGAAUUAAGUCAAAUUUUUCACAACCUUUUUUCACUAUUUGGGAUAAAUUAUCUGGAACUCAAUAUAAAUUUAUGGAAGAAUUUAAAGAAUUACAAACUAAAAUAACUUUAGAUAAAUAUAAAGAAUUUUUAGAAAGAAAAACAAGGAAAGGUCCAACCACCAUCAAAGAAAAAGAAAAUUAUAAAGAGGAAUUACAAUUAGAGAAAGAAUGGAUUGAACAAGAAAAUGAAAAUAAGAAAGAUAUAUAG
Messenger RNA from Lodderomyces jiufengensis, 1044 nucleotides. It is a transcript of the gene SUR2, whose product is annotated as sphingosine hydroxylase. Bases 1 to 1044 code for a protein of 347 amino acids. The record is from RefSeq and is a predicted model, not a curated record. The transcript has a single exon. Gene Ontology annotation, molecular function: oxidoreductase activity; iron ion binding. Lineage: Eukaryota; Fungi; Ascomycota; Pichiomycetes; Serinales; Debaryomycetaceae. Gene Ontology annotation, biological process: lipid biosynthetic process.